AUGGCAUAUUCAGGGUGGGAGUGGAGGCGGUCAGAGAGGAGGCAGUUAAGGCAGCAGAGAGGGGGGUCCAUCCAUGCUUCCCCUCUUCACACCCCCUCUUCCCCGCCCUGUGUCGCUCCAUCGUUUCUACGUCCCUCGUGGCAAUCCACCCCACUUCGCUUUCAGACGGAGGGCAUAUUCAAGGUGGGAGUGGACGCGGGCAGGGAGGAGGCAGCCAAGGCAGCUGUGAAUGCGGGGCAGAUCCCGCCCUCCACUGAUGUGCACUGCCUUGCAGCGCUUAUCAAGGUGAGGGGAGGCUCUUAUCAAGACGGUCUCUUGGACGCGCUGCCGCUCUCGCUGCUUGCCUCGGCAGCGGACCCGCACAGCGAGGAGGGCGGCAUGGCGGACGUGCUGGGAGUGCUGCCGCCCGCCUGCAGCUGCCUGCUGGACUGGCUGCUCAAUCUGCUCGUGGAUGUGGUGGAGUGCCACCACCGCAACCACAUGGGCGCCAGGGCGCUCGCCCUCGUGUUCGCACCAAACCUCGUACAGUGCCACCACCGCAACCACAUGGGCGCCCGGGCACUGGCGCUGGUGUUUGCGCCCAACCUCGUGCAGGUGGGUGCGCCCAACCUCGUGCAGGUGGGUGGGUGUGAGCCCGCUCUGCCGGCCCUGCUUGCUGCUCCCUUCUUGCUCUUUCCCGCGCGAAUUUACUGUUUCUUUCCCGCUUGUUUACUGUUUCUCUGUCUCCCCCUCCCUGCCGUUUCCCCUCCGCACCCCCUCCCCAUCCCCUCCCCACCCUGUCUACCCCCUCCCCAUCCCCUCCCCACCCUGUCUACCCCCUCCCCAUCCCCUCCCCACCCUGUCUACCCCCUCCCCAUCCCCUCCCCACCCUGUCUACCCCCUCCCCUUUCCCCUCCCCUCCCCACCUCCUCCCCACCAGCUGCCAGUCUCAAGCGCGCCAUGCUGCUAAUGGACCUUCUAGAAGCCCUCAUCGCGCGCAAGCACCGCCACCGCCAGCUCUUCGCGCACCACUGGCCGGGCGGGGGCGGCCGCGGGGGCGCGUCAGUGCUGUCAGCAUCAGCGUCAGUUAUGGACGAAUCAGAGGACUGGGAGGACACGGACCUCGAUUCCUCGCUCAACUUCUCGCUGCUCUCAGGGGCGCAUGGGGGUGUGGGGGGGUUGGGGGCGUUUGGAGGCGCAGCGGGAGCGGAGAGGCUGUUUGGGGCGGGUUUGGUUCGGAGCGGUGCAGGUGGUGGUGGUAGUGGUGGUGGUGGUGGUGCGUCGUUUGGGUCGGCGUCGGUUGUCCAUAGCCCGCGCACUGCGCUGAUGCUCAGAGCGCUGGCAGCGGCUGGGCUUGGGCGGUCGUGGGUUGUGGGCAGCGAUGGGGGGGAAGGGCUGGGGUCAAUAUCUGAGCUGUGCCCCCUAGAGGAUGGGGAGGAGGAUGGUGAGGGCGAUGGGGAGAGGGAUGGGGAGGGUGGGCGGAUGGAAGGAGGGUUGGAGAGUGAGGGUGUAGAGGGAAGAGAGUGGCUGGGUGGGACGAGAAAGAGUGGGGAUGGGAUGGGGAGGAAUGGGGGGAGAGCGGGUGGAGGGGUGGAGGGAGUGGAGGGACUGGCAGGGGCGGCAGGGGAGGGGCGUGGUGGGGAUGGGCGGGGGGAUGGACAUAGAGGAGAGGCGGGCAGUCGCUUGGCAGAGUGGCUGAGGAAUAUUGAUGAGGCCGUGGGGGAGGGGGAAGGGGAAGAGGCAGUGGGGGAGGGGGAAGAGGAUGGCCUUGCCAACACUGACAGCAUCGCCGCUGCUGUUGACGAUUUAAAUUCCGAAGCAGAGUUUGAUGCCGAGGUUGAUGGUGAUGGUGAUGGUGAUGGUGAUGGUGGUGAUGGUUGCGAGAACGUACAUGAUGCUGAUGCUCACAGUCACGGCACUCAUCCUGCCAGUGCCGCCACCGCUGCUUCUCACGAGGCCUCGAUGCAAAAGCAGGUUUCGGUUUCCGACUCCCCUUCGGACGCUCCUCACCAGCUCUCUUCUUCCCAACCUCCAUUUCCUCCCUCCACUCUUCCACCUGCCACCCCGGCUGCCUCGCUCCUGCCUGCCACGGACCUCUCUGCUCCACCCGCUACUGCAGACACCACGCAGAGUGCUGCUGCACCUGCCGCUGCCUCUUCUCCCCUCUUUGCCAGCAUGCUCCUCGUACUCGCUGCCAUGCACACUGCCCGUCCCCUGCACCCCGCCCCACCAGCCUUAACACCUCUUGUCCCCACUCCCGCCGCUUCUGCUGCCGCUGCCGCAGACCCUGCAGCGCCAUCCCAAGGCCCCAUGGACCGUACUUUUGAGCUCUCUCUGCCCCACCCCCUCUGCGCGCCCCCCCCUCCCGCUCCGGCUGAGCAAGAGGCGGAGGAUAGGGCCUGCCUGGUCGAACUGCUGGCAGAUGAGGGGCGGAGACACGGUGAGCAAGAGGCAACGGUUAAGGAUGGAGCAACAGCAGCAGCAGAAGCAGACAAGGUAGUGGCUGCAGUAGGCAAGAGGACAGCAGCUGGCAAGGCAGCAACAGGCAAAGCAGCGGCAGCAGGCAAGGUAGCGGCAGCAGGCAAGGCAGCAGCAGCAGGAAAGGCAGGCAAGAAGGUGGUGAGCAAGGGGAAGGGCAAGGCUGCCAAGGUUGCUGACAGGGCGAGAGCGGAGGCGGAGGCAAGGCGGGGCUCAGAGGGGAUGAGGGCAGGCGAGGGUGAGAGCAGCAGCGCAGUGGUGGCAGCGGGUGGGGGCACGGGGGUAGUGGCAGGUGGUGGUGGGGCGAGCAAGGGAGGGAAGGUGAAGAAGAGUGCAAGGAAGGCAGUGGCGGAGAUAGAAGAGAUAGAGGAGAUCGAGGUGGUGGUGGAGGAGGGACGGGUGAAGAAACACGGGCAACCCAAGCGUGCCACCGCCGCCACCGCUGCUGCUGCGGGUGCUGCUGCUCCCAAGCCUCGCAAGCGUCAUGAGGCAGCAGCAGGAGCAGUUAGUAGCGGUGGUGAUGGCACUGGCAGCACUGUUGCCCGCAGGGAGGUGGCAUCUGGGCAGGCCGUGUCUGAGAGGAGCGGCAGGGAGGCAGCGGGGGGAAAGGGGAAGGGGAGGGUUGGCGAGACGGGGGCGAGUGGCAACGGUGGUGGCGGCACAGGCAGCGCCGUGAGGCUGUCUGGUGGAGGGGUGGAGGGACGAGCAGCGAGGGGUGGUGGGUCAGCGAGGGGUGGUGGGGGCGCAAGAGCAGCAGGGAGGGAGGCGGCAAUGAGGGAGGCGUUGGGAAGGGAGUUGGCGUGGAUGCAGCGAGUGAGGGAGAUGCAGGGCGGGGAGUGGGGCGAGCGCUGGCAGCGGUGGCUGCAGGAGAGCGAGGAGAGUAGGAGCGAGGGGGGGAGCAGGAGGGGGGGUGUGAGGGAGGGCGUGCAUGUGUUUGGGGAGGGGACUGCGGUGCGGGAGAGGAUUAGUGAGUGGGAGCGGGCUCUUGCACUUGCCCGCGCUGCUGUUGACGCGGAGGGGAGGGUAGUGGGGGAGGCGGGAGGCGGAGGAGAAGCAGGAGUGGGGGAGGGAGGUAGGGGAGACGUGGGGAGUGGUGGGAGGCGGGGUGGGAGUGGACAUGGGAAGCGGCACGAGGUUGGGGAGGAGAAAGGCGGGGGUGAGAAGGGUGGGGAUGGGAGGGGUCGGGGUGAGAAGGGUGGGGAUGAGAGGGGAGGGGGUGAGAAGGGGGGGCAGCAGGGGGAGCAAGAGGAGAGCAGUGAUUUGUGGCGGUGGAGGAGGGCGUUGGCAGGGCGUGUGGGGGGAGGAGGAGGAGGGGGAGGGGGAGGGGCGGACCGGUUUCAGCCGGCGUGUGUGCUGCCGCCACUCUCCUCUGCCCACCGCUCCCACGGUGCCGCUGCCGCUGCUGCCGGCGGGGCACGUUUUGCACCCCAUGCUCAUGCUCGUGCCUCCCUUGCACACGCACCACCCGACUUCGAGCUUCUAGAAGAAGCAGCAAGGGGUGGGGAUGUGCGGCGGCGCUCUGAAAGCACGCCCGGUGGAGGUGAUGCACGGAUGGUAGAGCAGGCAGGGGAGCACGGCUCUAAGGUGCAUCGCCAGGAGCAGAGCAGUAGUGCAGCACCUGACAGUUUGCUCUCUGCCCACCCCCCACCUGGCCAUCCACCUGGCCGUUCACCUGAGAAUCAGUGUGUGCCGCCCAGUUUGCCGGCUUCAGGUGGUGGAAAGGCAAAGGGGAAGAAAGGGGCGAAGGGAAUGGGCAAAGAGAAGGCGGGUUUGGCAUUGCAGCAAGGGGUUGGGGAUGGAGCCGAGGCGAGUGGAGCAGUGGCGGGGAGUGGGGGCAAGGGAGAGAAGGGGAGGAAGGGGAGAAAGAAGGCGGCAGCAGUGGUGGCGGAGAUGAGGAGGAGGAAGGGCGGAUGGGGGCCACAGGAAGAGGGGGAGGGAGACUUGGAGGGUGUGGAGAAAGCAGCGGGUUGUGAGGUAGCAGCAGGUGGGGCGGCGGUGGUGGGUGUGGCGGGCAGGAGUGCAGCAGGAGAGGCGCAGGUGAAGGUGAGGCUACAGGCAACCGCUGGGCAACCGAGUGAGAGGGAUGAGCAGGAGGGGGAGCAGAGCGAGCAGAGGGAGCAGUUGCAAUGCGAGGCUCCAGAGGUGGCUGGGCAGAGGAGCAUGGUUGGUGUAGGUGACAGGGAUGGCGGCAUUGGUGAGGCUAAUAACAAAGGCAGGCGGUCAGGGGAGGGCUAUGGAGAUGGUACAACUGGUGCUGUGGUGGUGAGCCAACAGAGCCAACGGGGGGCCAGCAGAGCCAGCAGCCGCAGCAGCAAGAGCAGGAGCAGCAGCAGCAGCGGCGCCAGCACCCCUGCCCCCACCACUCGCCUCCUCCCGCUCCCGGCACCCAACCCUCUUCAUCCCGCCCGUCCCUCCGCCCCCAAGCCCUCUCUGCUCAUGCCCGGCCCCUCCUGCAUCGCCCCUUCCGCCCGGCCUCACUCCUCUGCUGCCGCUGCUUCCUCUCCUCGCCUGCACAACUCGCCCGCCUCCUCGUCCCUCCCCUCUCCCUCCCUCCCCUCCCCCUCCGCCUCCCACUCCACUCGCCGCCGCCUCUCCUUUCAACUGCCCACCGCUGCCGCUGGGCCCCCACGUUCCUCCAUCCCCUCCCUUUCCUCCUCCCUUCUGCACUCCUCCAUUUCUUCCCAGUCAUCCCACACCCUCACUCCCUCUCACUCUCACACUCCCUCUACCUCCUCACUCAUAUCCUUCGCCUCUCCUCUCCCCUCCUCCACUCUCUCUCACCCCUCUUCUAGCCCCUCUGCUGACGCCUCUCUCUCCCACCUCCCUCCCCGUCCUUCCUCGCACCGCCCUCCCCCCAUCCUCCCCCCUUCCCGCCGCCACCCCUCCACCCUCCUCAACAAUCUCACCCCUUCCUCCUCCCACUCCUCCCCCCAGCCAACCUCCUCGUCCCUCUCCUCCCCCCACCUGCCCUCCUCCGUUUUCUCCCCCCACUCGCCCACCACUUCAGACUGCCCUGCCUCUCAGCUCGUCCCCCCACCCUCUCAGCACCCCCCGCCCUCUCAGCACCCCCCGCCCUCUCAAAGCGUCCCCCCACCAUCUCUACCUCCCCGCAAGCACCCCUUCGCCCUCAGCGGCAGCAGCAGGGCGCUGGUGAGAGUGCCGUCUCCAGCCAAGGAGGCUUGCGAAGCGAGUCAACAGCAGCAGCAGCACACCCCAGUCACCAGCAGCAGUGCCCUUGUUGCACCUUUCCCUAACCCCGCCCUUCCUGCAGCAGCCUCGCCUACCAGAGAAACACCUGUCCCCUGCCCUUCCUCCCACGCAGCAGCUCCCUCUGCUGCCAUGAAGCCACCUUCACCAGGUAGAGCCUCCCCUUUGGGUUCUCCUGCCAGGCACUCCGUGCAAGUCAAUAGGCUCAGCCAGAUGCCACCUUCACCAGAUAGCCCCUCUCAACACAGAGCACCCCCUCGAGCUGCAUUUGGCUCCCCUGCUUCUGCCGCUCCCCCUCAUUCGCCCUCCUGUCAUCGCACCGUUCUGCACUCCCCGAGACCGCACUCCCCCUUGGCCGUACCUGCCUCCCCUCCUCGUGCUCACCUGCAUUUGCCUCUGCCCGCCUCAACCUCCCUGCCGCCUGCACCCGCCUCACCUGCACCGGCCUCACCUGGUGCUACGAGCCAUGCUGCAUUGCCGGCCAUGCAGGGCGCUGCUACCCUGCCUGCUAGCAGACAGGGAGAGGGCGCUUCGGAGGCGACUGCAAUUCCUCUCCACAUGCCCCUGUCUCAGGGAUAUUCCCACCGCUCCCCACCUCCUCACGCUUUUGCCGGGGAAAUGUUGAUGGCCAAUGGAGGCUCGUCGCGGGUUUCAUCGUUCCGUGACCGCUCACAAGCAGCUCAGUGGCUCUUCUUCCCGCGCCUCCCCCCAUCCAUUGUCUUCUUCCCGCGCCUCCCCCCAUCCAUUGUCUUCUUCCCUCGCCUCCCCCCAUCCAUUGUCUUCUUCCCUCGCCUCCCCCCAUCCAUUGUCUUCUUCCCUCGCCUCCCCCCAUCCAUUGUCUUCUUCCCUCGCCUCCCCCCAUCCAUUGUCUUCUUCCCUCGCCUUCCCCCAUCCAUUGUCUUCUUCCCUCGCCUCCCCCCAUCCAUUGUCUUCUUCCUCUCGUCCAAAAUGCCACUCCCCACCACCUGCCAACCCUCCACCUCCCUCCCACCUGCGUCGAGCACUAUCAGUGUCCUCCCCAAGCCAUCCCUCUCUCCCACUGCCCUCCUCCUCCCCCCUGCAUCCUUCCAACUCGAGUCUUGCUUCUCCAAGACAGCCCCCUGCCUCAUCCCCAAACCCCCCCUCGCGCCCCUCCCUUCAGAAACAGCACUCCUUCCCUCCCUCCUCCACUGCCCACGCACGCCCGUCCGCGCCUCUCCCUCCUCCCCUUCCUGCAGAGCCCUGUCCUCGCCCCCGAAGCUUCCACCGUUCCGACUGCCUUACCACCCUCUCCUCCUCUCCUCGCCUCGCACCCUCUCUUUCUCGAGCCUCUCGCUCCUCCACGUCCUCUCGCUCCUCUGCCUCUCAUGCUUCCUCCUCUCAUGCUUCCUCCUCUCAUGCUUCCUCCUCCCAUGCUUCCUCCCCUCACGCUUCCUCCCCCCAUGCGUCCUCCCCUCAUGCUUCCUCCCCCCAUGCUUCCUCCCCUCGUGCUUCCUCCUCGCGUGCUUCUUACUCUCAUGCUUCCUCCCCUCGCGCUUCCUCCUCUCAUGCUUCAUCCCCUCAUGCUUCCUCCUCUCAUGCUUCCUCCUCUCAUGCUUCCUCCUCUCAUGCUUCCUCCUCUCAUGCUUCCUCCUCUCAUCCUUCCUCAGAUCAUCCUUCCUCCUCCCCUUCCUCACCUCCCUCUCGCACAUCCACCUCUCUCUCCUCCCUGCCCUCCCUCCCAUCCUUUAA
Messenger RNA from Closterium sp. NIES-65, 7374 nucleotides. The record is from the annotation of a GenBank genome assembly. NCBI's taxonomy places the organism in Eukaryota, Viridiplantae, Streptophyta, Zygnematophyceae, Desmidiales, Closteriaceae.